Molecule: messenger RNA, 2103 nt
Organism: Psammomys obesus (fat sand rat)
Lineage: Eukaryota; Metazoa; Chordata; Mammalia; Rodentia; Muridae
Gene: Lbhd1
Product: LBH domain containing 1
Exons: 5
Coding region: 1-867 (288 amino acids)
Biological process (GO): positive regulation of DNA-templated transcription
Cellular component (GO): nucleus
Source: RefSeq, a predicted model, not a curated record
AUGGCCUUUGUGCCAGGGAAUAGCAAGGAUGAACCUUGGUCUGGAGAUAGCCCAGAUUCUUCAUGGCUUUCAGAAAAUCCCCGGUUAGCCAAUCCUCUCUCAAAAAACAGAGAAGAGAUUGGCAGACUUGAAGGUCAUGAGGAUGCUCAGGUGAGUACUACUAUUCCCUCUGUCCUGGGGCUGGUUCAUCCUAGAAUUGGGCCCAACAUCCCUGCUGUACUUAUGCAGGUGUCUCAAAAGCCCCGCCUGCCCUCUAUUGUGGUAGAGGCCUCAGAGGGGGAUGAGGAGGACCAGGAGGACCACCAGUGGCCACAUGACGAGUUGCUGCUGCUCACUGAUGGUGAAGAAGAGGAAGCAGAAGCCUUCUUCCAGGAUCAAAGUGAAGAGCCAGGUUGGGCCUGGAUCCCACAGGACACAUCUCCUCUAAGGACUUUUAAUCCUGGACUUGGCUGGGGGCACGAACAGGAUGAGGAGGACGCCCCCUGGAUUCCUGAGGCCACAGAGGGUCAGGAAACUCUCAACCCCUGUCCUCUUUGGGACCCAACAGGGUCCUGCAUCUACAGAAUCGGAACUGUGGAAUAUUCCCAUUUCCCACCCCCCAGCACCUUUGGUGGAGCUGAAGAAGAAGUUAUUCAAGCGCCGGAGGGUGCUGAGCAGGGAUCGGCGACGAAAGCGCCAGGUGGUCGGGGCCGUGAUAGAUGCAGGGCUGACUACGAGGCACCACCUCAAGAAGCGGGCGUCCAGUGCACGUGCCAACAUCACACUAUCUGGGAAGAAGCGCAGGAAACUCCUGCAGCAGAUCCGCCUUGCCCAGAAAGAAAAAGCAGCCAUGGAAGUGGAAGCCCCCUCCAAGUCACCCAGGACUAGUGAGCCACAGCACAAACGACGACAGAAGAAGAUGAAAACGCCCCAGGAUGUAGAUAUGGAGGACCUUGGAGAUGAGAGUUAAAGUUCCUACCUCUCCUACCAGAAGAUUCUCAACAGCAGCCAGGAGCAUUUGGAGGACUUUGGAAAAAAUAUUACCAUAUUUUAUUCUCUCAGACACCUCUUCUAUAAUGGCCCUCUGACCUCCCCUGGAGGUGUAUAUGUGGAGGACACAGAGAAAGACUGGAGAGGGCUCUCUCUAGCAGUCAACUCCUUUUGUAAUAAAGCUCUAGCGCUUUAACUAAUAUGUGUGAUUAAGUGCAAGAAUGGGGAUGGACCAUAUAAAAAGGCCUUUGAGUGUGCGUAGGGACAUUUCAGAGGCAGGAUACAUUGUGUGCUUGAGCAAAGGCAAUAAGAAGCCAGGUGUAGUGAAGGGCAUGGUGGCACAUGCCUUUAAUCUCAGUACUUGGGAGGCAGAGUCAGGCAGAUCUCUCUUCAAGGCCUUCUUGGUCUACACAUUGAGUUCCAGGACAGCCAGGGCUUCAUAAUAUCUCAAAAAGAAACUAGGUAGCUUCUUCAGUGGCCCCAUCUUUCUAGACAGCAACACUCCCACCUUUGCAUUUCUGAAAAAUACAGGUUAUAAAAAUGGCAGGUGGGAGGUAAUGAUCUUGAUAUCAGUCCUGACACUCUGCUUGUGUGAUCUAGGAUUAUAUUAAGGACACACUUUCUUUUUUUUCUUUUUUUUUUUUUGGUGGUGGUGGUGAUGGAGGUGUUUCUGGGAUUCAAACCUAGGGCAUCAUGCAUUCUAGGCAACCAUUGUGCCAUCUACAUCCUGAGCACCUGCACUUUCCUACCAGCACUUAUGCUGUGAGAAUCCAGUUAGUUCUAAGGACUUCAGUGUGUUUUUGAAGACAAGGUCUUCCUUAUGUGGCCCAGACUUGGUUUGAACAUUUGAUUCUUCUGCAUCAGCCUCCACAGUGCUAGGAUUAUGAGUGUGAGACUUGCUUUUACCAUUGCAAACAUCUAAAUGAAUAGAGGGAGGCUGAUGGUAGAGGGUAACGGUGCUUGACACAAGCUCAACAAGCUGAGUUCCAAACCUGUGACCCUAAUCAUGGAAGGAGAGCUGACUCUCCAGAGUUGUCCUCUAGCCUCCACACUUGUGGCAAGCAUGUACCCCCAUACACACUGUAAAUGUAAAAACAAAACAUUUAAAAAUAAAUUAGACAUGGGUCUGCAGCA